This is a messenger RNA of Octopus sinensis (East Asian common octopus), 15909 nucleotides long. Its product is annotated as transmembrane protein KIAA1109 homolog. NCBI's taxonomy places the organism in Eukaryota, Metazoa, Mollusca, Cephalopoda, Octopoda, Octopodidae. The coding region runs from base 273 to 15551 and encodes 5092 amino acids. The transcript is spliced from 65 exons. The record is from RefSeq and is a predicted model, not a curated record. Gene Ontology annotation, biological process: synaptic vesicle endocytosis.
ACAUACAUACAUAUAUACACAUAUAUAUGUUUGAAAAUAAGUUACCCCAGUAAUUAUACGAAUUCUCUUACAUCUACAAGUAAAUAAACACUUUGAAGCCUAAAAAAUAAAAAAAAGAUUGUAUUCGAAGUAAAGAAAUUUGGAUUGCUUUGAGCUUUGAUUGCAAAGUAUUCCAAAGUAUUCCUUGUAUAUUUGUUAAUGUGAGGGAAGAAGACACUAAACACAGCAUCUCUUCAUUGUCUUCCGUCACCUUUUUUCUAUCCUCCAACAUAAUGAUGAUGAUGAUGAUGUCUAACGCCAAUUCGUCUCUGUUCGAGCGAAUCGAGGACGAACUGCCCCAGUCUUCGCUUUACUGGUUACUAAUUGCUUUAUGUGCGGUGAUGAUGUGGACGAUAUACAUUACCUAUUACAACUCGCGAGUUCUCGGAUUAAUCUUAACUGUGAUACUCAAUAAAUUCGUACACUUUGGACAUGUGAAGUUCGGUUCUUUUUCCUUUUCUGUUUUGAGUGGCAAAAUAAUGUUCCGUGAUGUGCAUUUGGUAACAGAAGAUUUUUCAGUCAGAGUGCAAUAUGGAUGGGCCAUUUUCAGAUGGUGGCGGCCUUAUGUUCAUAGAGAAAUCAAUGAAGAUUUAUCUCAUUGUGAAACUCGGUUAUCAUUAUUCUUGGAAGGUUUUGAAUUUCAUGUUUAUAAUCGAUCGUUUCGGUAUUCUUUACUGGAGAAACUCUUUGGUUUGGAACCAGACAUGAUUCCUGAAGAGGAGAAAGAAGAAGAUACCGGUGUCGAAACUAUAGAAGAUAAUAAAAACAAUGUAGAACCAAAAAGAUCUCUUCACUGGAGAGAUUUAAUACCUGUGAUAAAAGUAGACAUUAAUUCUGCUAGAAUAAUUUUUGGGAAUUACCUCAUUCCUACUACAUUAACUGUAAAUUUUGAUGAAGCUCAUAUUGUAUAUACAACAAAACCUGCCUCUACACCGUUUGAUCAGUUCAUGCACGUAAUGAAGUGUCGAGCUGAAAAUGCACGAGUUAUGUUGGUGCCCAGCCCUAAAUACAACGGCCCCAUUGAUGUACCUCCUCGCAACAUGGGUGAGGGAUUUGUGGUGCUUCAGUCUAGAGAUGUUGAAAUGUAUUAUUAUAUGGAUGAACCAGGCUUAGUCCCUCAUGAACCAGAGUUAGUACAUUUGGCAGAUGGUGAAGUUAUCGUGAGAAGGACAUAUCCUUGCUUUGGAUUUGAUCUGAAGUGUGGCAAAAAUACAGAUUUCAACUAUGGUUCCUGGGCAGACCGACAGAGAGAACAUCUCUGGAAGUUUUUCUUUCCUGCAGACUAUCAACCUUUGCAACCCACCAGAGAUCCUAGCCCAGGUGAGCGGAGGCAGUACAAAGCAUUUGAAUUUCGUAUGAGUAUUAUUGCCAAAGCAACUGUGGAUAUACUCUUUACCAAAAAUUCUGUCAAUCAAGCUAUACAUAUGAACACAGGGCAAGGUUCAUAUGUAGAAGCUAACAUUCCAUGGAUUAUCGGAGAAACGGGUUACACUACAAAAAUAACUGGUCAGUUGUUACUUCUUGAUGCCACAACCAGUCUUCAGUUUCGGUCCUUGGUUGACUGUGAGACAUUUGAGUUCUCCAUCAGUGCCACAUAUCCAAUUAUCUGGAAUAGUCAUCAAGACUGGCAAAUUGACUUUACUGCCUGCAAAGCAACUGUUUACCUUAUCUAUGAUCUGAAGUCAUUCUUCUCAGAUCUGACUGAUGAUUGGUCAAGUCGGCAGGUUCCAGAUAUUUACCAUUUUGUUCCAUACACUUGGCACAUCAAUUUGAUAAUCAAAGAAUUUGAAUUAGUUGCACUGGCAAACCAACACAACUGGAUUGAUACUUCUUCUCAAAAUCAAGAGAACAUUUAUGUUGCAUUUUGUGGUGAUAUGUUUGACUUGUCAAUUCAGCUUCCCUAUGAUGAUUUCCUUCCUCCAAAAGUUGCAACACGUAUUUUCAUACGAGGUGAGAGUAUGGAUUGUCGGUUAUUUCUACCGGAAACUGUGACUAGUCGCCAUGUUAUCAAAGCAUUGUCAGAGAAUAUGAAAAUACUUGAUCGUGAUGGAAAUGUUCUUGAAAAAGGCUUCCCUGCUCAAAGGGAAAAGUGGAGGAAACUCACACAGAAAAGUGCUGACUGGAUUGAUUGUUGGACAACACCCAUUGCAGCUUUGAGCAUCACAUACACCUAUCACCCCAUGCCACUAUUGCAUGUGUGCAGCGACCCCGUGGCUGGUCUUGAGGAGAACAUCAACUCUGGUCUAGAACUUGAAGAAGCUCUGCUUAUUCCACUUCGGCCUCUAAGACAAGACAUGGUGUAUUCCAAGCCGCCGGAUGACUUUGAUCCUGUUUUACUAGAACCAGAUGUGAUCAACCUUGAAUUAGAAGUCGGACCCUCAGUACUCUGUCUGUAUGGUUCCUUACUUCUCAGUUUGUGGAAUAUAAAGGAAAAUUAUUUUGGAGAAGACCAACAUUUUACAGACUUUUAUAAUGCUCCAAAAAAUGAUGAAGAAAAUGAUGUAAGUUUUCCAAAUCUGUCCACUAGUGAAGAAAGAUCAGGUUCAUUUGACCCUCGAAAGUAUCGUCCAUUGUCCGUAACAUUUUCUGUUACGUUACAUGACAUGCAGAUCCACCUCAUAAAGAAUUGUAAUGUGGAUGAAGUUCCCUGCCCUUGCCUUUAUGUUGAAAGGUUAGGAUUUGAAAUGGAUAAAUCAUAUAAAGAAACCAAACUUCAACUCCUCAUAUCCCCUUCAUUAUUAUUGUCCAGAGAUUCUACUGAGAGAGAUGCUGAACAUGCUCACAUACACGAAGGACAUUUGGCCUUAUCUGGUCUGCAAGUGCGGGGACAUGCUAUGUUUUCAGGAGAAGGGUUACCUCUAGAUCGUGAUACAAUAGAAUAUGCAUGGCUCGUCGAAGUCAUAGUUGGUAGUCUUUCUGGAAGACUGACAUCUCCGCAGGUUCAAAGUAUUGUUGAAUUUCUUGAAACAUUCAUUAUGCUUGUUGACGAUUCUGAAAAUAUUUUGCAAUCCCCCAUACCGUACAGAAUGUGCCAACACGGCCUACCUCAACCGCAGUGUCGAAUGUUUCCACAAUAUCCAUUCUGUUGCCCUUCACCCGAAGACAUCAAAUACAGAAUGACACGAGCCUCUGUUGAUUCCAUUAAUUUACAUUUUGUUGAAUUUGGUUCGUCUUCCAAUCUCCAGAUUUCUCCAAUCAGGUUUUCUACGUGCAAUCUUCAUGGAAUUACGACUCGAGCUGGAGUGACAGGCUUUGUUGAACAGAUAACUUUGACUCAGUAUAUUUCCACAGCUCCUAUGAGACAAUCAAAUGGUCAACCAGAAGUUUGGCUGGAAUGCGGCCAGGUUUCAUUUGGUCCUAUUAAUAUUGAAGCAGCAAUGGCUCUUCCCAACUUAGAAUUUCAUAAAAUACAGGAUGAUUUUCUCAAAUCGCAUGACAGAAAGACACGCCGUCUUUGGUUCUUGUGGAGAUCCGAAGUGCCAAAUGUUACUUUUGUUAUUGGACGUAAAUGUGGCUGUCUUGGAGGAUGUAAAUUUUUUGGCAACAACAAAAAUGGUCUCGGUUUUUUCCACCCUAAAAAGUUUUCCUCUGGCAAUUCAAACGCUGCCGUCUUUCAGAUUUUUCCUAAGGAUGCUGAUCCUGGCUUUGGACAGAGUCUUCUCUGUCGAAAUAAACUAAUGUUUGAGACAAAUAAUUCUAAAGUACCUGGGUCACCUGAAACAUAUAAAGGUUUAAUAUUUACUCGCGGUUAUAUGAGUACAUUUGGUAGCCCUGAUACACCAACAACUAACGUAACUUUGGUAGAUAGUCUUCAGAAGCAAAUGUCUGUUGCUGGUGAGCAGCCUCAGGAGAAACAGGCUGACGACAGUGGCGAUGAGGAUGAUGACACAUCCCAUUCCUCAAGUACUGUGACAUCCAACACCCACGGACCCACGAGUAAGACUUCGGCUGAUGUCAGUAAAAAUAUAGAUGAGCAGGACAAAUCACUAAGUAUAACUUCUGAUGGGUUUUCGCUGGCUGAUCCUGUUAGUUUAAAUAGCCUGACAGAGGAGACCGAGUUUGGCAGCUGUAGUUCUGGCCCCGUGUGUAGUGGAGACUAUGCCCGUCAUGGUUCCCUCGCCAGCUCUAAUGGCUCAGUCUACAGUUAUCCUUCAUCUCCUUCUUCUGGUUUUGCCCGCUUACACAGCAUGACUCAGAGUAGCACAUCAGCAAAGACUGGAUCUCCCACUAGAAGAUACCCUUGGUCAAGUCCUGAGACUGGUCGAAGUCGGUGUACCAGUGGAGAAUAUUACACCAUGACAUCGAUGGAAAGUGAUCGUUAUUUCACUGCUGAUGACGACGGGACCAUGUCAGAGACCGAACUUCAACGAUUCUUCUAUAGGAAACCAGUGUUCCAAGACGUAAAGUUAUUUGGCCAAAACAGCGGCACCGUAACUAAUGAAAAACCGGCUGAAAAUCAGAAGCGAGACAGAAGUAGAAGCUUUGAUGUCAAUGGUACAACUUCAAGAAGUAAAAAGCGACCCAAGUCCACCCAUAGCUCAACAUCUUCCAGUUCCACACUUUCAUUUAUGUCUGCAAUAUCUUCUCCUGAUGACAUCACUUCCAAUAUUGUUCUCGAGGACCUCUCCAUGGUUGAUCUCCAUGGUCAAAUGAACCAACCAAUAACCAAAUCCCCUGUUCUCAUGUCUUGCUAUCUCAACCAUCUCACUCAUAUGCACUGCACUGACUGGGCAGCACCAUCUCCAUUCGCGACCACCCACACGAAAUCCGCCUCAUUCAAAGGGCUGAAGCAAGACACAUCAUUUUUCUCCCAUUCAUCAUUAACUUAUGCUCCAUGCCGGUUUUAUCCCAAACAGUCGUGGGUGCCACACUUCUCCAAAGUCAAGCAAGGUUUUUCAGUGAGUAUGAUGAAACCUCGUGAUGAAAUUGAUGUUCCCCAGACUCCACUUCUUGAUGGACCCACCGAUCCUUGGAACUCAUUUAUUGAAGAAGAGGAAGCAUUUGAUUCCGCCGAGGUUGUCAUCUCUGAAAACACAUCCAAGACUACAGCUGUGAUUAAACUCAAGGGUUCAGUUGAUAUUCUAUUAACUCCCUUAUUACUUGAAUCAACCCAAAGAUACAUUGAAGCCAUCACUCCUGUUUUAUCCAAGCUUCAUCCAUCUUCAAUCAUUGAUCGCCUGCACAGCCGAUGUUUAGAUCGACUAAAGCAGAAAAACCGCUUAAAAAAACACAGCUCGGAUGAGAUCCAUGAUAGUAAUAGUUCUCGCCGGGAACCAAUGGAAAUGAAAACAUCCAGUAUUCAAGCUUAUUUUUCAUUAUCAAAGAUCAAUGUGUGUAUUCUCCAGACAUCAAUUGUUGAAGAAUUGGUGUCGUUCUCAGCCUUAGACAACAUCCACGACUUCACCUGUGUUUCAUUACUGGCUGUCUGCAUCAGCAACAUUGAAUGCCAACUCCUUUCCAACUGCCAUUCUUGCAAAAUUGCCAAUGACAACAGCCCAAGUAGUAGUCUCCACCAUUCCACCAAUCUGUUGGUCAAUAAAGAGAAAUCCUCAAAAGGGGCUACCAAUACUGUUGGUGCUGGUACAGGGACCGAGUCCACGAAUACAGAAUGUUACAAACUGUCUGAAACCUCCAAAGAUGAAAAUGUCGGUACGCUGUCCAUUGAAAAAAUUCACUUCCAGUUUCGGCGUCUCUUGAAACACAGUAACUUUUCCGAAAAUGUCAUUUUGACAGCCAUUCCAGAGUUCCGCUCUAAAGUUCUGUUUGUGUUUGAUAAAGAGAACAUACCUUGUGAAUCAAAGCAAAGCACAUUGAGUCGAGAGUCCUCGCAGACCAGUGGCCGAGAAUAUCGUCAAAAAUCAGAUGAACUUGGCAUUGGUUUCAUAAUGUUUGAAUGUGGUAUGGAAGGAAUAAACUUAACAGCUGUAAGGAGGCUGGGUUUCAAAGAAAAUGUUGAUACAGAAUUUCAACAUAAGAUGGAAGAAAUUGAAAAGACUCUUGAAGAGAUGCAGGAACAAACAAAAACAGAACUUGAUAAAGGAGAAGUUCCCAAAAAAUGGCAAGACAAGAAAAAUUCUAUGUCUUCUUGGGAUUCAACCAUGUCAAUAACAUCAUCAGAUAGCCAGUUUCCAUCUUUGGAAAGACUUACCAAAAUGAGUCCUUUAGAAGGUGACGCUUCCAGUGGAGUUUUAAAACUAGAGACAAUCUGGUUUAAUUUUGCAGCUCCUCCUCCCUUACCUAUGAGGAGAAAAAUGGACUUCACGAGGCUUGACUGGAAUCUUCUGAGUACUGCAACCCCAGCUAUCAACUCCUGGUUAAACCCAACUGAUCACUUAAUUGUGGCAAUAAAGCAACUUAGAGACGCUCUUACUCAUCGCAAUUGCUCUGUGAUGGCUUGCAUCAUGACUGAAGCAUUGGAGGUCCAAAGUAUACACAUGCCGUACAAGAGAAAAUUUAACAAGUUAAAUGGCUUGUCAAAAAUUCUUCAAGAAGAUCCUUCUUGUCAAUUAUUCACUGUCCUGCGGAAAUACGUGAAGAGUUGUGGCAUAAGCCCUAUUGAAACAGCUGUAAAAUCUGAUACCAUUCCUCAAUUAAUAACUAUUCAGAAAGGAAUCUUAGCUCUCACCCGACAGUGGAAGACCGUGCUGUACAUGCCACAUCUUGCUGACAUGCAUCUGAAAUCGAAAAAGGCAGCGAAACCUUACACUGUGGCAUUUACAUUGCCUGUCAUGGAUGCUUCCAAUAAUUUCAACAUGGAUGACACAGAAAUGCCGAUUGAGCAUUUUGAUAUUGUAGAUGAACGAACAUCUUUACUGCUGGCAGAGGGUGGAUCAAUCCAUCAGUCUUUAUCCAUGCCCAGCUUGUCUGGUCAUAGCAUUCCAGUUCCCCCAUCUUUGGCUGUGAAUCAUCCUCCACAAGGUCCAGUCAUCAUCACAAGUUGCCCUGAUGAUGAUGACGAUAAUGAGAACAUGAACAGACCGACAAAACGAAAGCAGGUCGUGACAGAAUCCCCAGAGCCAUAUUUUCAUUUGAAACCUGCAUUUGCUACAAACUCCCCAAUGACUCGGAACGAGAGUACGUACAGUUUUGUUUCUGCUGCUGGUAGCAUGUCUAGCCUGGAACAUGGCUUAAACAAUACUCCUCCACAAACUCCCCUUCGUGUCAACUUUCCUCGGAGUAUGCCACUGGGCAGAAAGAGUCCUAGAAAUGGAGACAAUUUGUAUGAAUGGAUGGCCCAGCAACAAAAUCGUAUAGGCAAUCAUUUUACAAACCUUUGUCCAUCUUCUCGACGACAAGAUUCUAUUAUGACUGCCUUUGCUAGUAAUUUUGGUAGUGAUGAAAGUAAAGUUGGUAUGAGUGCUGAGCACUUAACACUUGCCACAUCAAUUUUACAAUUAGCAGAUGCUCAGAUGCUCUUUAAACCAUUUUUGGAAUCCAUUGGCCUUCACGUUGAAGGUGUACGAACAUCUGCCCUCAUGAAAAAGUUUGGUGGCCAUCUUUCUCUGCAAGGUAGACUGAACACAAUGAAGAUUCAGAUUGCCGAGUCUUCGGACCUGACAUCCAAAGGUAAAGGCAAGUCAAAGACAGCACGUUUUAUAAAAGUGAUCAACACCAGUGCAGACAACCCAGCUUUCCUCUGUGAAGAUUUUGUCGUUAAUAUCGGAAUGAGAGAUGUUGUUGAUUUUGAGAAGAACAAGGGCAAAGACGAAAGGAAGUAUGUCUCUUGGAAGUUUGCCAUGCACAAACUAGAAGCUAAACCAACCACUCUGAAAGUGAAUUUCAUGAUUAAUUGCCAUUCCGUUACUCAACAUGUAGACAUGCCCCUCUUGCGAUUGAUUCAUCAGUUUGUCACAAUGAUUGACAACAUCAAUGAGACACGAGUGGAACUGAAGCAGAAUCGACCGGCCGACUCAGAUUGGCAAAAGACACAUCGUAAACAAGAUUCUAAAGAUUCUACAUCCAGUGCUGAUACUCAACAAUCCCACACUUCAAAGACUCUACCAACAGAACAAGAUACUCCUACGCCAGAUGCUAGCGUCAGCUCUGAUGUAUCCAGCCAUGACGGUACUAAAAUUAUCACAAAGCGUAAAAAUAAGCAAUCACCGAAGGUUCGUGUCACUCAACCUUUGGAAAGCAAGCGUCCUGAUAAACUUCCCUUAAUGUCUCUGCGGAGAACUCAUUUACGGUUCUCUGGAAAAAGUAAGAAAUCAGGUUCUCGAUCUCAACAGUCGAGUAUAUUAACGCCCCCUCACUCGUUGAACCUCAGUGAUUCGGUGACCAUCGACAUGGGUGAUACUUCUUCGCCAGUGUUUGCCGAGAAAACAAUAGUUGAUGAAAUAAAAGAAUCAACUCCUCGUUGCUGGCGUACGUUGUAUCAUCUGCUUGAACUUUACUCCACAAUGCCUACAACGAAGACCCUCGGCCGGAAGCCAUCCAUGCUUCCUGCCAUUGCAGAAGAGGAAAAUGAAAAGGAGACAAGCAAGAACGAUUCCAAGAGCUUGUCGAAUGCUGAAGAAGGAGUCAGUAAUACUGCUAAGAACAAACCAGAAAAUGAAGAAAGUACAAGUACAAACCUACACAAUCGAUCCGUGAUUGGUAGAAGUACUUUCAAGCAAAGUUUUUAUAUUGGUGAGACCAUACCACUGGUGGUGUUUGGAAUUGCAAAAGUGGAAAAGUUCCGUAUUCUAGCAGCAUUGAGUGGUUUAAAGUUGGAUGCUGAGCUGAAGUGUGUUCAUGCCAGUGGAGCAUACAGAGAAAAAGUGAAAGGUUUUGUGGGUAAAAGUUCAUCUGAAUCUUCAAUUACUGCACACAUUGGACAUACAAGAAUUGGACUUUUAGAAGGGAUUCUUCCCAACAUGACAAUCGUCGUCACAGUGGACGUAAACAAAUCCCAGGGUCUGUACACGAGUGUUGUGAGGCGCAGCAAGAAACACAAUUCUGCAUUGAUCUCAAUUGGAGCCAUCGAUGUCGACAUCCCGCAGCAUCCUGUCGUACUUCACGGUAUGAUGGCACGAAGCUCUAAGCAAUUGUCUACAACGUUCCAAGAAUUCCGGAGAACAGCUCAAAAAUCAAGACAACCGGAUAUUUCAGAAUCAAUCAACCCUGAAGUUGUUGCAGCAGAAAUUGCUAACGCUGCGAAAAUGACAUCCGAUAACAAGGCUAAGACUGAGAACCCGAUGAAGACUGUCACCCUUCACAUUCACUUCAAGGCUAUUCUACAGGGUUUAACCAUUGGUGCUUCUUUGUUACCAUCCCUUCGUGCUCAUCAUAAGACAAGCCCUAUUACAGUGACUGGUAUGACCGGCAAGAAAGCACGAUUCACAAUCGAUCUCCCAGCCCACACAUUGAGCUUCAAAUCAAGAGUCAGUUCAUUUGAAACGUCCAUACCUUCAUCUGCUAGCAUUGAUCUACCACCAAUUCAUGUGUAUGCAGACUACCGGCACCACAAAGCCACUUCAACUAAUUCUGAUAAUCUCACAGAUGGAUUGGUGCUUAAAGAAGGGGGAUAUUUGAAUGCUGUCGCUGAAGUGGGCAUGCUGGAACACAGCCUCACCACAGACCUACUCAACCAUGUCGUAUUUGUACAGAAAGUUUUCAUGAAGGAAGUGAAUGAGUUAGUUCAGAAAGUUUCUGGAUCUGAUCAGCCAAUAAGAAUCUGGACAACCAAUGAAGGAACUACCAUGAGCAAAAUCAGAGAACCUCUGCUGUAUUCUCUUCUUUUUAGACUGAAGGGCAUCCAAAUUACUGCCACAACACCAACAUCGAAUGCAGUCCGGUUAGAAACUGGUUCCAUUGACCUUGAAGUAUCAAAUCGUGUUCAACUAGCUUCACGAGAAUCAAAAUCAGAGUACUCUGUCUAUGAAAAUAACCAGAAGGUUUUCAUCCGAGCUCACAUUGAUCUUAAUCUUACUUUGGGGCAACUGUUGAAGAACCCAUUAUUUGAAGAAGCAGAACCUGAAUUUCAGACAAUGGCUUAUUUUAAAACCAAAAUUGGAAUACGGAAUGCUAUUCAAGAUGAAAUGAUACCUGGCCAAGAAGAAGACCAAGAGGCACUGCUAAUCACCCUGACUCGGCCCAUUAUUCUAGCACAGCCCCAAGACUUUGACAAAGCUGUGCUAGUUUGGCUGAAUUACAGAAAUGCUUAUGAAUACUGGACUGAACAAAGAAUGGCUCUAAACCGAGAGGUUCAGACAGCCACCAGACAAGUAAUCGACAAACUGCCCCAGCUUGCUCCGUCAGCUCACACCAACCUCACCACCUUGUUUCUACAGUUAACGGUUGAUGACAUGGGGAUUUGUCUACCAAUCCAUUCUUACAGUCAGAAUGGAACCCAAAAUGUCACUCGUUUCAUGGAGAUUGAUGUUGGCACAGUUUUGGUAUUGACUAUUGAGAAUACUCAAAUAUCUGCUUGUUCUUCUGGAUCUUUAGUAAGCAAAGGACGCUUUACAGGGUUUUGUCUUAGGUUUGCUGAUGACUUUGAAACAUCAUGGGACGAAUGGAAACCGGUCAAUAAAGAAGACAGCCCCAUAAUGAAUGCAUGUGUUGUACCAGAAGGAACAUAUGAAGUCUGUUCAAGGACUAUUAAUAAACAAGCCACAGAUCCUCCCAGCAAUGCCAAGUGGAUAUUGAAUGUGUUAUGGGAGAUGGAAGGCAUUGAUGUUCAUCUUGAUACCAACAUUGGCAAAAAACUCUCUGGCCUUGCCCACACCCUCACGGCUCUUGCUGGAGACCCUAAUGAUGACGAUGCUGUUGACAUUCUCAAUGAAGCUGACUCGCCUGAUGGAACGAUGAGCAAACUGCCAUGGGGCCAGCAUGAAGCUCCCACCCGGAGACAGACCAUUGCAGCUGAACACCUGCCUGCCUUUGUGUUUGAUACUACUUUAGAACCCAAAGUGAGAGCAAGACUCAUUGAGAAAGAAAUGAAUGAACAAGCUAUUGUUGUUCAAGAUCUCAAACAACUCGGUGCUUCACAGUCAGUUGUUGACAUAGAAAUCAGAAAACUGGAAGGCUUGCAAAUGCUAUUAUUUAAUGAUUUCCGGAGAGAUGUUUUGAAUAAGUUGAAAAAACAGGGAGAAAAGGCUUCCGUACUUAAGGACACUUUGGGUCUCGGGCACAAACCUACUCACUCUAGGUCCAAAUCAUUUGGUGGGCAUCAUCCACGAAGACAUCACAGAAGCGAGUCUAAUGGCAAAGCUCAUAUAUUGCGACACACAGAAGGCCUGGCCGAAGGCUCGUCUUCUGAAAUUAAAUCUUUAAUCACGCAUGCCGAAAUGCCAUUUGAGUCGUCACCUGACACAUCUCCUGGCUCACCCGAUACUAACAAUAUUUUUGACUUCCGCAAUGGAAGUAGCAGCAUCCAGGAGCCAAUGAGACAUCAUUCUCUACGCUGUCCAGUCUCCCACAGACCAUAUAACCUUCACGACAUCUUGUCUUCCAGUUCAGAGGCAUCAUUGUCUUCAGAUGAAGAAUUAUCUUUAGACCAGAAAGAACCAUUCCAACCUCUUCAUCCAGCCAAAGUUCUGUCCCACUCUUUAGAAAAAGUCUGUAGUGUGUAUCUUCCCCUGACAAGUGAUGGCAGGCCAUUUGACAACAGCAAGCAAGUGAGGUACCAGCAAUCUUCAACACCAACCCCAAGCAGUUCUUCAAAGGUGGGUUCAGUACCUCCUGGUAGUGCACCCUCUGGAUCAGCGACAGCAGCAUCUACUGCAGCCUCUUCAGCAUCUUCAAGCAAUACACCAGAUCCCAGCGUAGACUUUGAGCUCGAUUUCAAAGUGUUUAUUAACAGUGGAAAGUGGAUCCUGCAUCCAAAAGACAACAAAGAAGAAGACCUCAAGAAGGGGGUUCACAAAAAGCCGGAGACAUCUCCUGUCACUGGCCGUAAAAAGAUGAAGCGACAAGACUCCAAUACAACGUUAUUCACUCAUACAAGUCAUACGAAGAAAGGGCCCCCGGUACAACCACCGGCUGUUGAGAACACAGUAUUCUUCUUGCCAGGCUUAGAUGUGAGAGUUCACUAUAAUUCUAAAACUAGUGCUUUAGAUUCACCUGCUGCUAAGCCAGGUAUGCCAACAGUUAAUCUAGUUCCAGAAACGACCCCAGAAAAGGACAAAGAUAAAGACACAAUUUCAACACCCAGCAGCAAACGAAGCAAUGUAAAGAAAGCUAAUUUGUACGCUUGGGUGUUUUUGCAAUCACUGCCUGAGGAAAUGAUUAUCAGCCCCUAUUUACUUGAUUUCCUUGAACAAGCAUUGGAACCAUUACCACUGUCUCAACCAUUUUCCACGAAGAAAGCUGAGUUAGUGGGUCAAGUCUUGAUGGAUUUGGACGCUUCUACAACGUCCCUUGGUCUACCAGCUGCCUAUGCCUCUUUCCCUGUAGACGUCGUCGUAUUCAUACGUGUUGAUUCGUCUGUCAUUCGAUUCAACUGUGCACCAAUGUCACGCGUUGAAUGCAUGAUUCAAGUGCCGUCACUUGAGACGGUUUUCUCGACUAAAGGAACAGAUGAGAAUGUCAUUGGAGAGGGAACACCUCCAUUGAAAGCCAAAAACCACAAACGAUCGCCGUCAGUUCACCGAGAAAGAAACUACAGUGGAAACCAGGACAGCUCUACGGGCAGCAGUGGUUCUACGUUUGGUGGCACUCUGGGACAUGGUGGGAUGCGACCUCGUGUCAGUAGUACUGCAUCAGAAUACACAAGCCAAGCCCAGCUCACCUCUUCCGGUGGACUUAGUUUUACUGCUUGUUUGACAAAUUUCUCAUUGUAUAUAUUCCAUCCUUAUGGGGGAGGACAAAGAAAACAACAGACCGUUGGAUCUCCAGGCUAUCUGGGGGGAUUCCAGAAAUCAGAACUUGGUUGCAUUCAAGAACAUGGUGGUAAUCUUUUCACUGAAUUUACUCGUAAAGAUUCCCUUAGUCUCAAUGUUGAAUUCAUUAAAGUACAUAUAUCACGGAGUCGCAAACUGGACGUACGUCUUGGAGACCCCAUGUUCACCGGUUCUUCUUCUACGAUGAGCCAACCUCCACAACCCACACCAACAACAGGCGGAGUCCGUUCAGAAGGAAUUAAAUCGAAUUGUGUAAGAUUUUCAGCAAUAUGUGAUAUCGGCUCCGCGUCUUUCAAAUAUGACAUGCGCCGACUUUCUGAAAUUCUCUCCUUCCCGAAAGCUUGGUAUCGUCGUAAUCUAGCUCGACGGAUGUUCCUUGGUGAUGAGAGCGUUGCACAAGCGGCAUCAGAUGAAGAUGUGUUUAGCUCCUCCUGCAGUAGUUCUGUGACCAGUGAAUCACCACAGUUUGUUUCUGUUAUGAAAUCACUCACUUCCCCCGCCUUGCAUAUAUAUAACGGUACAGGACCAUUGAUUGAUCAAGACUACUCCUGCCAUGAUAGCAAUGGUCAUCUCUCUGGUCAGCUAUCGACUGCGUCCUCAAAAUGCCGCCUAGCUGGACCAAUGACUUCUGGCUCUAAAAACUACCAUUUCAAGAAGCACCAUAGAAGGGCAUCGUCUGGGGAUAAAUGGAAAAUUCAAGUCAGUCAAGAACUAAAAGCUGAAAUUGCAAAAUUUUCAGGCAAAGGUAUCAGUGCAUCAGUGCCGCCAUCCCCAGAUGCACCCAACCUCGACACAGUGAGUGCACCACCACCAAAGGCAACAUCCUCCAAAAACAAAUCUGGAAUCGGUCAGUACUUCUCCCCAGAAUUGGGCCGGCACCGUAACAACUCGGGCCACCAGACUGCUGGUGUGUCCACAGCAUGGGAGACGCUGGUGCUGUUUGCCGUCAACUUGUCCACCCUCGACGUCAACGUCAACAUGAGUAAUGUCAUGGGCAAUACAACUUGGGCCACCAAAGAUAUCAAGAGCCAGGGCCGACUCUCUAUUGAUAGUUUUGGCCAUAAAAACAUGAAAGUUACUGCAGGAUUGGGCAGUUCUAUGCUCGUCUCGAAAGGCGGUGUUGUGGGUGGAACUAUUGAUCUCCAGGACCUCCAUACAUACUUUACUGUCCUCGAAGAUCCCGAACAAGGAAAUCCUCCAGACCACCAAUCUGGUCUUUCCCUGUUUGCUGCCGAGGCUCGCCUUGACUACAUGGGUUCCAGUGUCCUGAUGACCCGUAUAAGCUCCCUGAAGCUCCACUUCAGGGAUGAGUGGCUCCUUGAUGCCGACAUGAAACCAGACAUGCCAUUGGCUACAAAACGACCAGCAAUAUUGUUUGUCCAUGGAACACUGGACUGGGAUAAAUUCCACAUCAUGAUUUCACGGUCAACUACACCAGACCUAUUAAAAAUGGCUGCCAAAUUGGAAGAGUUCUUCACCACCUAUCUCACUAACAGCAAGAGAGUCCUUUCUGCUUUUGGACCGAUUGGGGGAUCAAUGAAGAGCAAAUCAUCAACCAAACGCAAAAACUCAGAAGAUUUGGGAGUAAGCUACAGUUCAGUUUGGCAUCACCGACAUUGGCAGAAAGUCUUGGUUGUUGCUGCUGGAUGUAGUUUUUCCAUGUUGCCAUCCCCUUUACCAAAGGAAGGUACUAUUUUGGGAGGAACGGUUACACUUAAAGGCAACAAUCUGUCUCUUGCCUGUUUCCAUGGCUUCAACUUCCGUUCAAAGUCUUGGGCCAUCUUCACCAUUAAUGAACCUGACAUCAUAUUUGCUACAGAAGCUCAAAAGAGUGCUGAAGGAGGAACUUGUAUUGUACAAGAUCUCACCUUCCGUGUUGGACACGACACCACUCAACACAUCAGCGAAAAGAAUAUGGCAACUAUUUGCAAGUUAUCUCGUGGCCAUUAUAUGCCACCCCCUUUCACCAGUGUUCGGGAAUGGUUUCACUAUGCUUUUGCAUCAGCAGAAAUUAAAGAUCUUGACACGUUUCCUGCCAUCCAGCACGACAAACCGGAAAGUCCAACGGAACAUAAAAAAUCACGGAAAACCCAGGACUACAGUCAUGAUCGAGAAAUUAUUUUUGCUUUCCCUUCAAUGCAAAUGCAUUUCAAGACGAAACAUUUCCAAGGGGAACAUGAACCCUCCAUGGAAGAAGACAAACCUAUUGUUGAAUGCAGCUUCAUCACAGAAUUUGAAGACCAUAUUUCUGUUGCUAUGGAUGCUGAAGUGAUCUGGUUUCUACACGACUUGGUCUCCUCCUAUAUUAAAGAAAAAGAUAAAAGUACAGCUCGUCUCGGGUUCAACGCUUCAACGAAAGCCAAUAGUGGAAUCAAGUCUCCAGAGAUGGAGAGGAAGAAAUUAAUUGUUCCAACUGUGGCUCUCAAGCAAGACUGGCGCCAGUUUGAAUGCAAGACUUGGCACUUAGAACCUACAGUUCGGUUGGUGCAUUGGGCUAGUCGCCAGAUUGAUCCCAUUGGAGUUGACUAUAUUUUACAGAAGCUCGGUUUUUCUCAUGCCCGUGUCACAAUCCCCAAAUGGAUGCAGCGUGGUUUCAUGGAUCCCAUGGACAAAAUGUUGGCAGUCCUUGUCAAUAAGUUAAUGAUUGUGCUCCGAGACAAACCAAACGCUGCCGACGAGGACACUUGAGACAAACCGGACAGUGUCUUGUCUUGUGGAGACUUGACAAAAUGACUUGAAUCACAUCUGAAUCACAUGAACAUACAAUGGCUGUGCCUCACUGAAGUGUAAUAAUUUUACCUCUCCUCCUCCUCAUCAUCAUUACAGCCACAACAGCAGCCAUCAUCAUCAUCAUCAUCACCACCACCAUCAUCUCAUAAUAUCAAUAACAACAAGAACAAUAAUAAUAAUUUUGAUAUACUAAAGAGGCAUGUCAUUUAUUCAAUGAUUUGAAGCAACAAAACAAGAAAACAAAUCAGCCUUGAAGCAGGUUGGUGUCAGAAUUGAGAGCAGCACAUCAGACAAAAUACCUUGUGAUAUUUGGUAA